Messenger RNA from Hemicordylus capensis (graceful crag lizard), 5773 nucleotides. It is a transcript of the gene PALS1, whose product is annotated as protein associated with LIN7 1, MAGUK p55 family member. The coding region runs from base 522 to 2549 and encodes 675 amino acids. Lineage: Eukaryota; Metazoa; Chordata; Lepidosauria; Squamata; Cordylidae. Gene Ontology annotation, molecular function: protein binding. Gene Ontology annotation, cellular component: adherens junction; plasma membrane. The transcript has 15 exons. Gene Ontology annotation, biological process: establishment or maintenance of epithelial cell apical/basal polarity; morphogenesis of an epithelial sheet; establishment or maintenance of polarity of embryonic epithelium. The record is from RefSeq and is a predicted model, not a curated record.
CGCACUGAGGCGGGGGGAGGCGGCUCUGUUGCUGGGAUCUGGGCACAGGAGGAGGCGGGGUGGUGACCGCCGAAGUUGUGGUGCCUCCCUCCCUCCUCCCCCUCCCGGGCAGCUGCGCGCGGGGUGAAUUGGGAGGAUUCUCUCUGACUCGCUGGUUGUCUCGGGCCCGCCGCCGUGUCUGUUAUUUUGAGGGGCCUGCAGUUAAGGUGGUGUCGGUCGCGCGCGCGCUCCGUCCUCCUGAAUUCGGCUGAGCCGUGUCGGGCGGUGUUGUCAGUCGGAACCUGGAGGCUUAAGAAGCUUAUCACUGCUGCCUAAAAUCAGAGGAAAAGAAUCUGAGAAGAGAGGAAAGAUUGGCUGUGAUUGCAUGAUAUUUUCUUGCUGUCUAUUUCUUUUCAUCAUAGCUGGCAAUGCAUAAGAAGAAUUGCUUGACAUUAUAAUGGAUCUGAAGUGGUACCAUCAAGAAAACAGGCCUUACAAUAAAGUUUAUGUCUGAGAAGUGACAAAACGUAUCACGUGCAACAAUGACAACCUCUCAUAUGAAUGGCCAUGUAACAGAAGACUCUGACAGUGAAACAAAAAAUGUGGAUCUUGCACCUCUUGAGGAGCCUCCAAAGCACAGAGAGAUGGCUGUUGAUUGCCCUGGUGAUUUGGGCACCAGGAUGAUGCCACUACGGAGAAGUGCUCAACUUGAGCGGAUUCGACAGCAGCAAGAGGACCUGAGGAGAAGACGAGAAGAAGAAGGAAAGAAGCAGGAACUUGACCUUAAUUCUUCUAUGCGACUCAAGAAGCUGGCUCAAAUUCCUCCCAAAACUGGGAUAGACAACCCCAUGUUUGACACGGGAGAAGGGGUUAUUCUGGAGAGCCCACAUUGUGCUGUGAAAAUCCUAGAGGUUGAUGAGCUGCUAUCUUCUCUUAAGCAUGUCCAGCACACUUUGGUAGAUCCCCAAAGUCAAGAGGAAAUUGCUCUAAUAUUACAGCUUGUCCAAAACACUGAAUUCCAAAAUGCAUUUAAGAUACACAAUGCUGUUACAAUGCAUAUGAGCAAAGCCAGCCCUCCAUAUCCUCUUAUCUCCAAUGCACAAGAGCUCUCACAAGAGGUACAGAAUAUUUUGAAACCAAGUCAUCAGAAAGAUGGGUUAGAACUUAAUUCUUUAUUGAAUGCUCCUCAUAUCCAGGCACUACUUUUGGCUCAUGAUAAAGUUGCUGAGCAGGAAAUGCAACCCGAGCCAGUGACGGAUGAAAAGAUUUAUGAGAAUGUUGGUCUAUAUGGAGGAGAGACAGUUAAAAUAGUUCGCAUUGAGAAGGCUAGGGAUAUUCCAUUGGGCGCUACAGUACGUAAUGAAAUGGAUUCAGUCAUCAUUAGUCGGAUAGUAAAGGGAGGUGCUGCAGAGAAGAGUGGGCUAUUGCAUGAAGGCGAUGAAGUUCUAGAGAUUAAUGGAAUUGAAAUUCGUGGGAAAGAUGUUAAUGAAGUUUUUGACUUACUGGCGGACAUGCAUGGCACUCUGACGUUUGUGCUGAUUCCCAGUCAGCAAAGUAAACCACCACCUGCUAAGGAGACAGUGAUCCACGUGAAAGCUCACUUUGACUAUGAUCCAUCUGAUGACCCCUAUGUCCCUUGCAGAGAGUUAGGCCUAUCGUUUCAAAAGGGAGAUAUACUACAUGUGAUCAGCCAAGAAGAUCCAAAUUGGUGGCAGGCCUACCGAGAUGGGGAUGAAGAAAAUCAGCCUUUGGCAGGCCUUAUUCCAGGAAAAAGUUUUCAGCAGCAAAGAGAAGCUAUGAAGCAAACAAUAGAAGAAGACAAGGAGCCAGAAAAAUCGGGGAAACUUUGGUGUGCAAAGAAAAAUAAAAAGAAACGGAAAAAAGUGUUGUAUAACGCAAAUAAAAAUGAUGAUUACGACAAUGAGGAGAUCUUAACUUAUGAGGAAAUGUCACUUUAUCACCAACCGGCAAAUAGAAAACGACCUAUUGUCCUGAUUGGUCCACAGAACUGUGGUCAAAAUGAACUGCGGCAAAGGCUGAUGAAUACUGAAGUUGACAGAUUUGCUUCUGCGGUUCCUCACACAACACGAAAUAGAAGAGACAAUGAAGUAGCUGGCAGAGAUUAUCACUUUGUGUCACGGCAAGUAUUUGAUGCUGAUAUAGCAGCAGGGAAGUUUAUUGAGCAUGGUGAAUUUGAGAAGAAUCUAUAUGGCACCAGCAUAGAUUCUGUCCGGCAAGUGAUCAAUUCUGGAAAGAUAUGUCUCUUAAAUCUUCAUACACAGUCACUCAAGAGCCUACGCAAUUCAGACUUGAAACCAUAUAUUAUUUUCAUCGCACCACCUUCGCAAGAGAGGCUUCGUGCAUUACUGGCCAAAGAGGGCAAAAAUCCAAAGCCAGAAGAACUACGAGAAAUUAUUGAAAAAACUAGAGAGAUGGAACAAAACAAUGGUCAUUACUUUGAUACAGCCAUUGUCAAUUCUGAUAUUGAUAAAGCAUAUCAAGAGUUACUUCGUCUUAUUAACAAACUUGACACAGAACCUCAGUGGGUUCCAUCCUCCUGGCUACGGUGAAAGUGAACAAUUCCAAGGGGAAAAAGAACUUUGCCAAUAGAUGACCAUCCUUGAUAUUAGAUGGCAGGUUAAGCUCUAUUUCGCUGUGUGCCCAAUUGAUGUACUUGGAAAAAUAAAUCAUGCAACCUGACACAAUUCCAGUUUUAAAAAUAGGUUUCCACUAUCUUUUUUUUAACCGUAGAUGUAUAUUCUGAACAAGCCACUACAUUUUUAAUCAUUUGAAUAGCCUUUCAAGCAGCUGCUUCAAAUUUGGAUUAUCUGUUGGAUUGUUUUUCUUAAAGCAAGUUGAUGUAUACAAUCUCUGAUUGUUAUAAAUAUUGGUGAUUGUUUAACACUGCUAACUUAAUUAUCUUGUGGACAUGAUGGUUUGUAAACAUACUUUUACAGAAUGUUGUUCAGUGGAAUGAAUCUACAAGGGGAAUUGAUAAGUUAAUCUGCAAAUUCUCUCAAUUGUGUAAAGGGGCCACUGUGAUCUGGACUUGCCCAGUUAGGCUUGAAUCUGUUGCUAGUGAUAAACAUUCCAUUAUUUAAUAGCACUGCAAUUUUGAGAAAUUUGUACAAUGUAAAUAUUUCAAACUUCUUUGUUUAGUUACUUUGUAUAUCAGAUUUGAACCUAAAUCCCAUGGAAGGUGAAUUAUAUAUAUGUAUGUAUGUAAAAGUUGAUAUUUUAGAUGUGAUAUUUUUAUGGAAUUUGGUUCCCUUUUGCCUAUAUCAGUUGAUUAGGAGCCACUGUUAUCCUGUGGCACUGUAGAAACAUUUAGACGGGGAAGGUUAUAUUUUUAUGAAAAUAGACAUUCUUAUAUGGAUUUUUUUAAAGGCUUUGCUUCCUUUAAAAUGUAAAAUUGUCUUUUAUAACAAAGAAAACAGACUUUGGAAUGGUGAACAUAUUAGAAUAUUUUCUUGUAUUUUUAUACCUAAGCCCAAGAUGUCUCAUGGCUGUUAGUCUAGUUAGAUUAACUGGCAUUAAUAAUAUUUAAAUAACCAAGGUAUUGCCCUGGAUUUAACUGAUAUUGCUGUAAAACAAAAUGAGUAGUCAAGAGAAUGUGAGCACUGCUAAAUUAGAAACUUGGCAUGUUCUCUUCUCUCGGACCAACAGAUCCCUAAUGUGCAAUUGAAAAUACCUAUGAAGAUUCAAAAUAUCACGGCUAUUGAAUUUAUGAAGCUUCUCCAAUUAUAGCUGCCUUUUGUAAUGGAUUAGGGUUUCUCCCUUUUUUGUGGCAUCCUUGAAUGUGAAUAUUAACAGGCUCCUUUGUUCUCAGUCAUAGCUUUUAUUUUUAUAUACUGUCAUACACUGGAAUUACUUUCAAAUAUAGUUGAAUAUAACUAAUAGUGAAGAAUUAGCUACCUUUCCAUGUUCUUUCAUCUUUUACCCUAAAAGAUUCAACAGCCAAGAUCUAUAUCUUCUUGUGUUUGUAGUCAGAUAUAGCAUACAUUAGCAUAUGAAGGAUGUGUGUGGAAAAAGCUGCUUCAGGUUAAAAACUGAAUGUCUCCACUGAAGUGUUAUGAUCCUUCCCUGGAAUGGAAAAAAGUGAAAUUUGAAAACAUCCAGUAGCUCCUGUCCAGAUCAUACACAAAUGGUCUUGAAGUGUAGCACAUAUGGUGUAAUCACUUCACUUCCAUCCAAAAAAGCCUUUGGGUAAGAGAGAAAUAAUAUAGAAUAAGCUUGAUGGUCUUGUAAAAUCUGAAAGUAAUGAUUUGUCCCAAUUUUUCCUAGAAUGCAAGACACAAAGAUUAAUUUAUUGGUGUUUCUUCCUUUUGAUUUGGUAUAAUUCUAGUCACCAAAACUCAGACAUUCUGGGCCAGUAUAGAUGCAAUAUUUUCCCAUCACUUAACCAUGGUUAAAGGAUCAAGAAUGGUCUGUGAGAUCACACAGUCCCUUUCUCUCUCAUUUAAAAUUGUGCACAUACCUGCCUUAUCCAUGGUUUCUCAUUAUUCCUAUGCUGCUAGUAACCAUUGCCAAGCUUGUACUUUGGCAUUAAAUCAGGGGUUUGGAAUGGCCUAGGUUACGAACUGCCCUGGCUAGCAUGAAGAGUGUUCAUGUAGACAUGAAGAAUCCAUGAAUAAAGGUGGUGGAAUUUACACACACAAGUGGGACUGCGGUGGGUGGAAGCGUGCAAUGCCAUAACGUGUUGACCAUGGUUAAGGGAUACAAAGUGUUACAUCUGCAUCAUUCUGUGGAUUACACAAAUGUAUGUAUUGGUUGUCGUCCUGUAAUAGGUAUGGUGCUGAUGCCCAUGUGGUAUAAUUAUCCUUUAUAGCAGGGGUGGCCAACCUGAGGUUCUAGCUAUUAGACUACAGUGCCUAUCAUCCUCAGCCACAAUGGCCUAUAGCUAGGGCUUAUGGCAGUUGUAGUCUUAGCUGGAGGGCCUUAAGUUAGCCAUCCCUGCUUUACAGCCAUGUGAAACAAUUCUCAAACCUUUACCAGUAUCUUAUUUUUAAAUGUGAAUUAUUGCCGUUACAGUGAAGCCUGAUGUAACCCAUAAUGAGCUCUAGAACAGUAGAUGAAAUACUGCAGUUAGCAUACCACACCAACAGUGUUCUCCUGUGUGUUAAGCAAUAAAUCUCUUAUUGUACCCUUUUAAAUUCCUGAGAUAGUUAAGAAACUUUGUCUUCUGAAUGGAGAAAGUAUCCUAUGUUAAGUGUUCCUGCCACUUACCAAUUAACUGUGGUAGUGGCCUAAAUGGUCUUUGAGCUCUGGUUAGAUAAAUGCAACCAUAGUAAACAAGUAACACCAUAGUUACACCAUCGUUUUUUUAAAAAAAUCAACCAAUAAACUGAAUUGAAACUGGUCAAUCAUUGGGGAAGGAUGUUCUGUCUUAUGAAAGCAAAGUCUGCUUUUUUGUUUUGAAUGAAAAGAGAAUCAGAAAUUUGUUCCAAAGCAUACAAUAUCUCACAUUAUAAAGAACUUUGCCAUGAGCUAAAUAAGAACUGUAAUACUAGGUUUCCUCUAGGCUAAUUAGACAAAACAUUCCCUUAGUUGAGUGGAAGGUACCCCCUGUUGACAUGCCAUGAAUAUAAUCAUGUGUACUUAGAUGAAGAGUGAGGGGGUGACUUCACACCGUUUAAAGUAACUCUGCAUACAAUUAUGGAUAGCCUCAAAUUGUAACUUAGUAUCAUGUACCUGCACUCUAUUUUGAGAUGUUAUGAACUGCACACUAAUGUAAAAAUGUAAAAUUAUAUUUUUAGUUUUCAAAUAAAUCACUAAGUUUCUAUUACUUAAUGUA